Messenger RNA from Jaculus jaculus (lesser Egyptian jerboa), 5132 nucleotides. RefSeq names its product ubiquitin specific peptidase 42 (gene Usp42). The transcript has 18 exons. The record is from RefSeq and is a predicted model, not a curated record. Gene Ontology annotation, cellular component: nucleus; cytosol. Gene Ontology annotation, biological process: protein deubiquitination; regulation of apoptotic process. Lineage: Eukaryota; Metazoa; Chordata; Mammalia; Rodentia; Dipodidae. Bases 114 to 4103 code for a protein of 1329 amino acids. Gene Ontology annotation, molecular function: cysteine-type deubiquitinase activity; cysteine-type endopeptidase activity.
CCGGAUGGAGGCACGUCAUUGUCCCCCGCCGGGCGGCUGGGCUGUGUGCGGCGGCGGCGGCGGCGGCGGCCGAGGGGGAUGGAGCGAGCGCGGAGCCGGGUCAGAACUGAACAAUGACUAUAGUUGACAAACCUGAACCUGAUAAAGCUGAACCUUCAGACCUGUCCAUCUGUCAGAACCAGCCUGACAGUUCAGAGGGCGUCUCAUCUGGAGACAUGGACGCAGGACCUGCCAGCUGGAACACCGUGUCUUCAUUAAGUGAUGUUCCCAAUCACACGCUUUCAUUAGGACCAGUACCUGGUGCUGUAGUUUAUUCCAGUUCAUCUGUACCUGAUAAAUCAAAAACAUCACCACAAAAGGAUCAAGUUGUAGGUGAUGGCAUUGCGCCUCCACAAAAAGUCCUUUUUCCAUCAGAGAAGAUCUGUCUUAAGUGGCAGCAGACUCACAGAGUUGGCGCUGGACUUCAGAAUUUGGGCAAUACCUGUUUUGCCAAUGCAGCCUUGCAGUGCUUAACUUACACGCCACCCCUCGCCAAUUACAUGCUGUCACACGAGCACUCCAAAACAUGCCACGCAGAAGGAUUUUGUAUGAUGUGUACCAUGCAAGCGCACAUUACCCAGGCACUCAACAAUCCUGGGGACGUUAUUAAGCCGAUGUUUGUCAUGAAUGAGAUGCGACGUAUUGCUAGGCAUUUCCGAUUUGGAAACCAAGAGGAUGCCCAUGAAUUUCUCCAGUAUACUGUGGAUGCUAUGCAGAGAGCAUGCUUGAAUGGGAGUAAUAAAUUAGACAGACACACCCAGGCCACCACACUUGUCUGUCAGAUAUUUGGAGGAUACUUAAGAUCUCGAGUGAAAUGCUUAAACUGCAAGGCUGUUUCAGAUACUUUUGAUCCAUAUCUUGAUAUAACAUUGGAGAUAAAGGCCGUUCAAAGUGUCACCAAGGCAUUGGAGCAGUUUGUAAAACCCGAACAGCUGGAUGGCGAAAAUUCAUAUAAAUGCAGCAAGUGCAAAAAGAUGGUUCCUGCUUCAAAAAGGUUCACAAUACAUCGAUCCUCCAAUGUUCUUACAAUUUCUCUGAAACGCUUUGCAAAUUUUACUGGUGGCAAAAUUGCUAAGGAUGUGAAAUAUCCUGAAUACCUUGACAUUCGACCAUAUAUGUCUCAACACAAUGGAGAGCCAAUUAUUUAUGUUUUAUAUGCGGUGCUGGUGCACACUGGCUUCAACUGUCAUGCUGGCCAUUAUUUCUGUUAUAUAAAAGCUAGCAAUGGCCUCUGGUACCAAAUGAAUGACUCGAUUGUGUCUACUAGUGAUAUUAGAUCAGUCCUCAACCAACAAGCUUAUGUGCUGUUUUAUAUCAGGUCCCUUGAUGUGAAAAAUGGAGAAGCUGCUCAUUCCACUCACAGCCCCAGCCAGGCUUCCCCACGCCCUGCAGUCGGUCAGCGGGUGGUCAACAACAAGCAGGCCUCCACUGGGUUUAUUGGUCCACAGCUUCCCUCUCACAUGGUGAAGAACCCACCUCACUUGAAUGGGACUGGGCCAGUGAAGGAUCUGCCAAGCAGUUCAGUGUCAAGCCCUAAGGGAAAUCCUGUUAGUGCAUCCACUUCUGUGCAAAACUGGUCAGUUAACAGGCCCUCUGUUAUUCCGGAACACCCCAAGAAACAAAAAAUCACCAUCAGUAUUCACAACAAGCUGUCUGUUAGCCAAGGUCAGGUGCAGCCCAACCACAGCACUUCACUGGAGGCCCCUCAUGAGGCCGGGCCCCCCACUGCUGCCACCAGUCCCUCUGCAGCCACCAGUCCCUCUGCAGCGCAGUCUACCUCGAAUGGACCGCCAGCCCCAGUGUCUAGUAAAGUAGCAAAAUUAGUGUCCCCACGUGAAUCUUGUCCUAAACCCAUGGUGAACGGCAAGGCCAAGCUGGGCUCCAGUGUGCUGGUCCCCUAUGGCGCUGAGUCAUCCGAAGAGUCUGAUGAGGAGUCCAAAGGCUUGGCAAAGGAGAACGGUGUGGAGAAUGGCGUGGGUGUGAUGGCAAGCACCCACUGUGCAGGGCCAGAAGCCAAAGAUGCCAUGGCCUCUCCACCCGAGAUUCAAGAACCCAUCACUCUAAAUGGUGCUAGUAGCACAGACAGUGACUCAAAAGAGAAUGGCCUGUCAUUUGAUGGUGCCAGCUGCCCAGCCCAGCCUGGUCUUCAUUCAGAAAAUCUCUUCACUAAAGCAAAUGGUCUUCCUGGCAAGCUGAUACCCGUUUCCUUACCAUCUCUCCCUGAAGACAAAGUCUUAGAGACCUUCAAACUCAAUAGUGUGAAAGGCUCAGCAGACGAAACAAGUCAAACUGGAACGGAGAAAAGCCCUCCUGAGGAGCCUGCUAUAGAGCAGGUGGCUGACAUCACUGAGGCUGCCUCCUGUGAGACCCCCGGGGCAGUCAGCAGCCUGAGCAGCAGGACCCCACAGGCCUUGCCACUCUUGGACCCCUCCCUCAGUGCUACCAAAGAAGCAGCUUCUGAAGCAGCCAGGGCAGAGCCCAGGGAGCCGUUCCCCGCGGUCCCCACACUCUGCAGCACCAGUAGUGCUGCCGCUGGUGGGGUCCAGCUGCCCGAGCCGUGUGACCCUGGAGCCCUGGCCAUCGACCAGGCCCAGCCAUCCCAAGUGGUAAAGGGGAUGGUAGCUGAGAGCGCACAGGACUCCCAGUGUGCGGACGUGGUGGCAAGGCUGGGCCCGGAUCCUCUGGUACGUUCAGGAGAUGGGUGUGAGCACCAGCUCAUCUUUUACCUCAACAAGGACAGGAGCAAAGAGGCGGAAGACGUUUCCAGAAGCUCUGCUGCCUCUGCAGAGUCACUGCCUUCCCAGGUGGACAGGACCACUGCCCCUUGUGAAGGGGUCCCUGAGCAGGGUAGUGGUGAGAGAGGCGAUGGAAACAAGGUGGGGCCCAAAGGUCUAGAGCCUUCUCCAGCAAAGGAAAAGAUCAAUAGCCUCAGAAAAGUCGAUCGCGGCCAUUACCGCAACCAUCGGAGGCGCUCCUCCAGCGGGGAGCGCACCAGGGAUAGCCGGGGCAAGACGGAGGACAGUUACCACCGCCGGCCGCGCUGCUCCUACAGCCGGGAGCGGGCCAAGCCGGAGCGCCACCUGGCCGCUGUGCACUGCAACGGCAGCCAGCACCCGGGCCAGGGCGACCGGGUCAGCCCCGGGGAGAGGCGGUGUCUGGGCAGGUACACCCACCACCACUCUCGGGUGAGGAACGGACCAGAGCAGGACUGGGGCAGGUACUACCACUCGGAGAGUGAGCACGCGUGGGGCCGGGAGAGGUUCUAUCCAGAGAAGAUGCGCUGGGAAAAGUGCAGGUACUACCAGGACAGGUACGGCGCCUACCCGGCCCGGGAGUGGCGGCCUCUGCACGGCAGCCGCGAGCACGAGCGCCUGGGGCAGCCUGGGCGGCCACACAAGGACUACUACUGGAACCACAAGGGCUGGGAGCCACUGGCCCGGGGCAAGGAGCAGCCCCACUUCCACGCCUCCCGUGUGGCCUCCAGUCUCCCCGGGUAUCCCCAGGAGAAGUCUGCCCUGGGAGCCCUGGAUAUCAGCUGUGGCCUUUCCCAGCGCUUCCAUGAGCACGAAAGCAUCAAGUUACGGAAACGGAGGUACGAGAAUCUGGAAAAUAAUGGUAGCCACCUAGAAAAGAAAGCCACCAGAAGCCUAGAGAAGGACUCUUUAGAAGAGCCUCGGGCCAAGAAGCACAAAAAAUCCAAGAAGAAAAAGAAGUCCAAAGACAAACACCGGGAGCGGGACUGCAGAUACCAGCAAGACUCCGACGUCUCAGCAGCGUACUCUGAUGCUGACAUCCAUAAACAUAAAAGAAAGAAAAAAAAGAAAAAAAGGCACUCACGGAAAUCCGAGGACUUUGUGCAAGAUGAAGAUGAGCUACGUGUAAUGGAGGCCCCAAGCUAUGAGGCUGUUGGUCAUUUUCGGAGAACCGAGGGCGCCUUUCUAUUAGCCAACGACCUGCCUCUGGAAGGCACCGGCCCUUUCCGGGAGAAGAUGAAGCAUUUACGGAUGGAAAGCAGGCCUGACCGGUGUCCUUUGCCAGAGUAUGGCCAAGGUGAGAGGAGGUGAUUAAAACCCCCUGGCUUCAAAGCAGAUUCACUAGUUAUGAUUCAACGUUUUCAACAAGCCAUCCCCAACCCAGCUUAAAUUAUAAACAGAAAAUAACUUUGUUCAAACAGCGUGGUGCUUCUUUAGUAAAUAUUGUACAGAUUUUACCAUGAACUUUUUCUUUAGUAUCUUUUCUUAAUUAUCCUUAUUCCAACUGGAUGAACACUUUCUACAACUGCUGACCAUUGUAAAUUACCAUGUAUAUAAAUCACAUUGAAUAUUAUGCCCUGGAAUAGAACAUCUCAAUGCUGCUCAAUUACAGACUCAGGUUGAUUACUUGUAUUUCAUGUAAUGUUCUCCAAGUUAGACAUCUGGUGCAAGACCAACCGGGAAACCAUGGACUUAAGGACAAACCAACAGCGCGUCUAUUUAAUGUAGAGACUUAUUUAAAGAUUCAAGCUCUCAACUAGGUUUUCGAGGGCUAUUUUCUGUAAUGUCUGAUACUAGAAACUAAUUUGCUUCACACUUUAGUUAUAUUCAAGAUUUAAAAAUGUAUUUUAUAGACAAGUUCUGUUUUUGAACUCUGGAAUUAUUCCAAUCAAUCUACCAGUUAUGAGUAUUUGCAUUAUGAAUGUAUAAUCCAAACAUUAUUUGUAAAGCCUACAGUAUGUUUUUGUUACGUAACACUUUUUGAUACGGUGUCUCUUGUCUUGACUAUAUGAUAUUGGAAUCCGAGUUGUCAGCUUAGUCCCUUCAAGUUUCUAGUUAACAGACAGAAAUCAUACUGUGAUUUUAUUUUUAAUAUGGAUAUGCUAUCAAACUGUGAUACACUUAUAUUUCACGGGUCCUGCAUCAGGAGAAUGAGUGGGGCAGGACUGUAUAUAAUACAGUUUGUAUCAGAAUAAUCUGUAUGGUUUAUACAGUUUGUGUUGUUCAGCAAUGUCUGAAGUUUGAUCUUUGUUUUUUUAAAGAUUAAAAAAGCACUUGCCCCACUGUAAAUAAUAUACAGCAUGUAAAAUUUAUAUAGUAUAUAAAUGGCAGCAAAUUAAA